AAAUGUGUAGUAAGGUGUAUCGAACGAAGGAGAGCAUAAAGAAAUUUUACGAGAAUAAGAAACGAGACACACGGAAAGCAGCAGCUGCAGAUCGUGCGGAAAAAUUCAAAACCGGUGGAGGACAGAUUGAAGAUACUUUAAAAUUCUCUGAUCCUACCCUGGAGUUAACCAUGGCCAUCAUGAAUAAAAAGUCUGUGAGUGGAUUACAUAAUCCAUUUGAUGAUGAUUUAAGCGAAGAAAAUGUUAAUGUUGGAGAUGCCCUUAACCUUAACAAUGAUGAACUACUAUUUGUAUUUGAAGAGGAUAAAGAAAUGGCAGAACAAAGCCCACCAUCAACCCCAAAUGAAACUCCUGUUUCAUCAACACGAAAAAGAAUUCAUGAAAAAGACGACUGGGCAUCUUAUAAAGCUGUAGAUUUAAAGAAGCAAACGAGUUGUAAAUUACGGCAGCCAAAAGCAAAUUGGACAUCUCGUCGUAGACCUGUGGUCACGGAAUCUGGUAACCUGGCACUUCAAUAUGAAAAAUUGGCUGAAGUGAAAGCAGAAAUUGCCAAUGAGCAGUUGACUUCCAUAAAGGAAGAAAAAACUGAACGAGGUUUGAAAUUGGAAAUUUUGAAAUUGGAAAAGGAACAGAAAUUGUUAAAAUUUAAGCAACUUAAAGAAGAAAUAGAAUUGAAAAACCAAUCAUUUCAACUUGAUAUCCAAUCUAAACAGUUGGACAUUGAAAUUAAAAAGCUUCAGCUGGAGUAUUUUUCAAAAAAAGCAACUUAAAAUUAUCAUACCAAUAUAAAAAUAGCAUGAUUAAGGUAUAUGUAUUUUUUUUAAUGUUCCCAUUAAUAAUGUUAGGUUUGUUGCA
Molecule: messenger RNA, 855 nt
Organism: Photinus pyralis (common eastern firefly)
Lineage: Eukaryota; Metazoa; Arthropoda; Insecta; Coleoptera; Lampyridae
Exons: 3
Coding region: 3-770 (255 amino acids)
Source: RefSeq, a predicted model, not a curated record